This is a messenger RNA of Trichoderma virens Gv29-8, 1785 nucleotides long. RefSeq lists its product as uncharacterized. The transcript has 6 exons. The record is from RefSeq and is a predicted model, not a curated record. NCBI's taxonomy places the organism in Eukaryota, Fungi, Ascomycota, Sordariomycetes, Hypocreales, Hypocreaceae. Bases 1 to 1785 code for a protein of 594 amino acids. Gene Ontology annotation, molecular function: acid phosphatase activity.
AUGCCCGCCUCGCAGCCAAUCAGCAAGCCUAGCCGCACCGACGCCUCAGACUACCGGCCAGUCCACCAAGACGACGACGCACAAGAUACCAAUGAGGAAGAGGGCGUGUCGCCCUCGGCAUAUCUGCCGCCGCGCAGGUCGCGCGCAGAUCGCCGUUACCGCACCACCAUCCUCGUCCUUGUUGUCGCCCUCAUCGUCCUGCUAGCGUCCAACCUCUACCUGUCUCUGCCCUACUUCUUCCCCGGCCACGGCCCCGGCUCCUGUCCGGCCCCCAGCAAGGUGCCGCAGUACUUCCAGACAUCGCCGGAGCUGUGGGCCGGCCCAACAGCCACCGGCAACGCUGCUUUCUUAGCACAGACAAGGACCUUUGAUCCCACCGCGACCUUUGUGCCCAAUGAGCCGCUGCAGACGGCCAUCCCCGUCCAGGGCAUGAAGCCAGGCAACGACACUAUUUUCAAGAUGAUGGGCUACCUGUCUCCCUACUUUCCUUCCCCUGGCUUUGGAGUCAACGAGUACCCACUUCCCCCGGGAGCUGAAAUCGUCCAGGUCCAGAUGCUGUCCCGCCAUGGCGCCCGCUAUCCUACUACUGGGGCUGGCGUUGUCAAGUUUGCCGAACGCAUUGCCAAUGCCUCUAGCACCUUUAACCCCAAAGGGCCACUGAGCUUCCUCAAGGGUUGGGAGUACCAUCUCGGAUCAGAGAUUCUAGUGCCCAAGGGACGUGAAGAGCUGUACAACUCGGGAGUCCUCCAUAGCUACAUGUAUGGCAGCCUGUAUAAUCCAAACAGCAAGAUUAUUGUUCGCACAACGACGCAGGAUCGUAUGCUCAAGUCAGCUGAAAACUGGAUGGCCGGCUUUUUUGGGUUGGAAUGGACAAACAACGCAACUAUCGAAGUCAUUAUCGAAUCCAGUGGCUUUAACAAUUCUCUAGCAGGGUCACUCAACUGUCCCAAUGCUUACUCCAAGGUAUCGGCCGACGAGGCCAAACAGAAAUGGAUUAACACCUACCUCCAAGAUGCUCUUCAUCGUUUCAAGGCGUUGACAGAUGGAUUCGAUUGGACAAUUAAUGACGUUUACGAUGCUCAGACCAUGUGCCCUUACGAGACAGUAGCAUACGGCUUCAGCAUGUUUUGUGAUUUGUUCACUUACGAAGAAUGGCAAGGCUUCGGUUAUUCGAUCGACGUGUGGUUCUCAGGAGGCAAUGCUUUUCACAGUCCUGUCGGACGAGCAACUGGCAUCGGCUAUCAACAGGAAGUCCUUGCUCGGUUGAAGAACCAUACCCUCGGUUACUCUGGCUCACAAAUCAACGUCACCCUGGAUAACAAUACAGAGACUUUCCCACUUAACCAGAGCCUCUACUUUGACUUCUCUCACGACACCAACAUUGUUUCCAUCCUCACUGCAUUCGGUCUCCGUCAGUUCGCUGAGGAACUUCCGGCUGAUCGAUACCCCGGAGCUCACAACUUCACCGUCUCGCACGUCACCCCCUUUGGCGCCCGUCUUGACAUUGAGAUUAUCAAGACACCGAAACCACUCUCGCCCAACCGCGACGGCUACCUCCGCGGCGAGGAGCAGAAAUACGUCCACUUUAUUCUUAACCAAAGAACGAUUCCCCUGGGUCUAAGUUUCCCCGAAUGCGACGCCAGCCGCAAAGAUGGCUGGUGCGAAUUCGACACCUUUGUCAAGAUACAAGAGGGCAUGUCGGCGAAAGCGAGCUACGACCAUGCUUGCCAUGGAGAGUACCCGAAGGAACCUUAUGGAAAGGUUACCAAUGGCGCUCCAAACUAA